CUGAUAAACAUCAUUUUCAAACUUAAUAUUUGUCUGAUACUUCUAAUUAUGAUGAAUUAUUCUAUAUUUAUUUUGUCUCAAAGAAUGAUUGUUAUUUGUUUUAACACCGAAUACAUAUAUAUUAUUUCAUUAUUCGGGAAUCUAUAUGUUUAUGUAUAUUUCAUUGAUAUUGGUAUCGAUAAAUAUAGGUGGUCACUUUCUUCUUUAAAUAAGCAUCGCUGAUAUUGUGUACCCAGCAUAUGCUCUUGGAUCAAGAAGGUAUAAGAAGAUGAAUAACUAUUGGCAUAGUAUGUUUAACUGGAUCAAGCUAUAUUUUUUUUUUAAUAUUUU
Molecule: messenger RNA, 330 nt
Organism: Cokeromyces recurvatus
Lineage: Eukaryota; Fungi; Mucoromycota; Mucoromycetes; Mucorales; Mucoraceae
Exons: 3
Coding region: 49-222 (57 amino acids)
Source: RefSeq, a predicted model, not a curated record